AUGAGAAAAAAUCGUAAAUUAGUUGAACAAGCAAAAACGUUUUCUUCAUCUGAUCUUUAUGAUUUCAUUGUUCAGUCGAAUGCAACUCAACAAAAUGAUUACCAAAUUAAAAUUUAUCAUCCUGUUGAAUUAUCGAAUGAAUAUCGAAAACAAAUUAUUGAAUUAUUUGAAGUUAACAUGAAAACUUUAUACGAACAAUCAAGUGUUGGCUAUGAUUUUGUUGGAAAACAAGAAGAAUUAUUUUCUGAUCAAUCAAGAUUUUUACUUAUACUAUCGUCAUCAACAAAAGGUCUAUUGGCUUUUACGCAUUUCCGUUUUGAUAUGGAUUAUCAGAGUCACGUUUUAUAUGUAUAUGAAUUACAAGUAAAUAGAAAUGUUCAAGGACAAGGUCUUGGUCAAUUAAUGAUUGAACAAAUGAAAAUACUCUGUCGAAAAGCAAGAAUGUCAAAAAUUGUAUUAACCGUUCAUAAGGUUAAUAAGAAAGCCAUUAAGUUUUAUAUGGAAAAAUGUCAAUUUGAAAUCGAUAUUACAGAUCCCAGUGAUGAACCUGUUGAUUAUCUUAUUCUUUCUUUUACUGUAUAA
Rotaria socialis is the source of this 582-nucleotide messenger RNA. The record is from the annotation of a GenBank genome assembly. Lineage: Eukaryota; Metazoa; Rotifera; Eurotatoria; Philodinida; Philodinidae.